UUUGAUAGGGUGGUCAAGAUGGAAAUGCCAGCAAGGAGGCUACUACGGGCAACAGACGCUAAAGGGAACUCCAUUCUGCAUUUGGUAGGAAAGAAAGGAAAACGAUAUGUCUCGAGAAAAUCACGAUCCCCUGCAAUCCAAUUGCAAGAGGAGUUGCUCUUGUUUGAGCGUGUGAAGGAAUACUCUAGAUCCCAUUUCCUCAAGGUCUUCAACCAUAACAACCAGACUGCAGAUGAAUUAUUUGCUUCCAACUACUGUGAACUUCAUGAGGAAGCCAAAGAAUGGCUGAAGCGCACCGCUGAAAACUGCACCAUUGUGGCUGUUCUUAUUGCUACCGUUGCCUUUGCUGCAGCCUACACUAUACCAGGAGGACCAAAUCAAAGCACUGGUAUCCCACUCCUCCUUUCUCAACCAUUCUUCGUGGUUUUCACCCUGGCGGAUGUAAUCUCCCUCACUUACGCCUUGACAUCUGUCAUCACAUUUCUCUCAAUCCUCACAUCUCCAUUUCAGUUACAAGACUUCAAGAAGUCUCUUCUUCAAAAGCUGAUGCUCGGUUUUACGUUUUUAAUCCUUUCCGUGUCGAUGAUGAUGGUGGCAUUUGGUGCAACAGUCAUCCUUAUGAUACAGAAUAAGGAAAGGUGGACCAAAAUUGUCCUAUACUCGGUUGCAUUCCUCCCAGUUAUUAUUUUUGCGCUCUCAUAUUCCCCGCUAUAUUAUAGACUCCUGAAAGCUUGCACUGGUCUGCUCAAUCUUGCACUUGAGCUUUGCCCCAGGUGUACUUGUGUUUCUCCACCAUCAUGGACAACCAAGUUUUUCAACCGCGGAGAAUCCAAGCCCAACCGCCCUCAAUCUCAAACAUUCAGUUCCAAAUGCCCUUCUACAUUUCAAACCACUGAUUCUUCAGUUUGAAAGGCCGAUGAGGACCUAUGUAUGUAUGUAUGAGUGAUUUGAAUGCUUCUUUCUCAUUUAUUUGCUUAGAACUGAUUGUACAAAUGUUAUGUAAUAAGUGAACCGGUAGUUGAUGAUAUUUUAACAAAUGGAAAAAAUGAAAUGGAAGGUUUUAAUAAA
Messenger RNA from Vitis riparia (riverbank grape), 1068 nucleotides. Its product is annotated as ankyrin repeat-containing protein At5g02620-like. The coding region runs from base 19 to 909 and encodes 296 amino acids. Lineage: Eukaryota; Viridiplantae; Streptophyta; Magnoliopsida; Vitales; Vitaceae. The transcript is spliced from 2 exons. The record is from RefSeq and is a predicted model, not a curated record.